CAAAACAAUUGUUGAAUCCAAAGAAUCUUCCAGUACUAUUUUAAUAAAAACUUGGGCGCCCGUGUUAAGCCCCGGCCCAAUCGUUAAACCCGAGGCAACGAUCUUGUUCGCCGGCGCCGGUGGGGUACAAACUCAUCUGAAUCUGAAACGUCUUUGCUGCGUUCAAGAUUUCGAGAGUUUGUGUUGUAUAGUACAAGUUUGGUUAUGAAAUUAAGGUAGGCGGUGAAAAUGGAGAGAGUGUUCAGUAAGCUUCGGAAUUUGGACGCUUACCCUAAAAUCAAUGAGGAUUUCUAUAACCGUACGCUUUCCGGUGGUAUUAUUACCCUCGUCGCCUCCAUUAUUAUGCUCGUUCUCUUCGUCAACGAGCUUGGAUUAUAUAUCCACAGUUAUACUGAAACACAGCUCGUAGUAGAUACUUCAAGGGGAGGAAAAUUACAUAUACAUUUUGAUAUCACUUUUCCAGCUGUUCCAUGUUCACUACUCAGUCUUGAUGCCAGGGACAUUAGUGGAGAAGAACAUUUUGACAUACGACAUGAUAUAUUCAAAAAGAGGAUUGACUCCCAUGGUGCUGUUAUUGAAGUCAGACAAGAUGGAAUUGGUGCUCCUAAGAUUGAGAAGCCUUUACAGAGACAUGGUGGCCGACUUGAACACAAUGAAACAUACUGCGGCUCAUGCUUUGGUGCAGAAACGGCAGAUGAUGAAUGUUGUAAUUCAUGUGAAGAAGUUCGUGAAGCAUAUCGAAAGAGAGGUUGGGGGAUGACAAAUCCAGAUUUAAUCGAUCAGUGUAAAAGGGAAGGUUUUGUCCAGAAGAUCAAGGAUGAAGAAGGUGAAGGAUGUAACAUUCAUGGAUCUCUAGAGGUCAAUAAAGUGGCUGGAAAUUUUCACUUUGCUGCUGGCAAAAGCUUUCACCAGUCAACCUUUCAACUCUUCGAAUUGAUUUCCUUACAAUCGGAUACUUAUAAUAUAAGUCACAGGGUAAAUAAGUUAGCUUUUGGCGACUCUAUUCCUGGAGUUGUAAAUCCUCUUGAUGGGGUUCAAUGGACACAGGAAGCACAGAAUGGAAUGUAUCAGUACUUUAUCAAAGUGGUCCCUACAAUAUAUAAAGGUGUUAGAGGCUGUACUAUUGAUUCAAAUCAGUUCUCAGUGACCGAGCAUUUCAAGGGUUCAGAUUUGGGUCUUUUCCAAUCAAUUACUGGAGUUUACUUCUUUUAUGAUCUCUCUCCAAUCAAGGUGACUUUCACAGAGGAGCAUGUGUCAUUCUUUCAUUUCCUCACCAAUGUUUGUGCAAUUAUUGGAGGUGUCUUCACAGUUGCUGGAAUAUUAGAUGCAUGUAUUUACCAUAGUCAAAAGGCCAUAAAGAAGAAAGUGGAACUCGGGAAGUUCGGUUAAUGACACUACUGCAAGCUUGUGCUUCAUCACCCUUGAUGCAGUAGCUACUACUGCAUAGUAUUGAUGCUUGUUCAUUUCGCUGUCCUCGGCCCUUCUGAUGGAUUCGUUUGGUUAUUUAUUAUGUACAAGCCUUCCAACAAAAAGGAAGACAUGCAUUUCAUAGGGUAAAUUGCAUUCAGAAGGGCUGAACUGCAGAAUAUGACUAACUUCUGUAAUUUCUGCUUCAUUUCAUUCUCAUUUUGCGUCAUUUCAGAUCUUGGGUAUUGUUGAAAGGAGAGAUGAUCUUUUCUGUAGUUCUGAUUGGAAGUCACAUGCCGAAUGUUUCCCUAGUAACAGAGUAAAUUCUAAUUUGUGUUACAAA
This is a messenger RNA of Solanum stenotomum, 1750 nucleotides long. RefSeq lists its product as uncharacterized. NCBI's taxonomy places the organism in Eukaryota, Viridiplantae, Streptophyta, Magnoliopsida, Solanales, Solanaceae. The transcript is spliced from 13 exons. Gene Ontology annotation, cellular component: endoplasmic reticulum; COPII-coated ER to Golgi transport vesicle. The record is from RefSeq and is a predicted model, not a curated record. The coding region runs from base 229 to 1389 and encodes 386 amino acids.